Rangifer tarandus platyrhynchus (Svalbard reindeer) is the source of this 729-nucleotide messenger RNA. The record is from the annotation of a GenBank genome assembly. Lineage: Eukaryota; Metazoa; Chordata; Mammalia; Artiodactyla; Cervidae.
AUGCAGGUGCCUGACCACCCACUGGUCAGUGUAGAGUAUGCACAGGGAGCCCAGGCCAUGCUCCCGCACUUCUGGGAGGACACUCAGCAUGGUCCCUGGGAUCACCAGAAGGUCAGCCAGCAGGGCCCCCCACCCAACCUCACUAAGUUACAGCUUCUGUUUAUGAUCAGUUUGAUAUUACAGACCAUCCCCAUGGGAAACAGGAAAUAUAAAAUUAGUAGAGAAGAAAGCAGCAGUGGUAAAGCUCAGAAGUUCCAGCAGAAAACACUCAACUGGACCUUGAAUAAUUUAAGGGAGGAGAAUGACAGCACAGAGGGCUGGAAGCCUCAGGGUUCAUUCCCCUACUCCUUGACUUCCCAAGAGCUAAGCGGCAAUGCUGCAGACAAAGGCCAUCUCGGUCACUGCUGCCAGAACGGCGGCACCUGCGUGCUGAGCAGCUUCUGCGUGUGCCCCGCUCACUUCACCGGCCGCUACUGUGAGCACGACCAGAGGCGCAGCAAGUGCGGCGCCCUGGUGCACGGAGCCUGGACCUUCCGCGGCUGCCACCUCUGCAGGUGCGUCUUUGGGGCCCUGCACUGCCUCCCGCUGCAGACACCCGGCCGCUGCGACUUGAAAGACUUUCUCACCUCACACUCUAAUGGACCUAGAACCCAGCUCACGUGGAGUGUUCUCCUCCUCCUGUCCUGCUUCCUUCUGAAAUCCAUCCUCAGUGAAGGGGGAGCCUGCUGA